Hippoglossus stenolepis (Pacific halibut) is the source of this 1404-nucleotide messenger RNA. It is a transcript of the gene ognb, whose product is annotated as osteoglycin, paralog b. The transcript has 6 exons. NCBI's taxonomy places the organism in Eukaryota, Metazoa, Chordata, Actinopteri, Pleuronectiformes, Pleuronectidae. Bases 70 to 873 code for a protein of 267 amino acids. The record is from RefSeq and is a predicted model, not a curated record. Gene Ontology annotation, molecular function: protein binding.
CUUUUCCUGCUCACAUGUACCUCAGAACUCAGUCUAGCAGACAGCGCUCUCUUCUCCCUCCAAGACACCAUGAUGCAAUUAAGGACUUUAAUUUUCACAUCUAUUAUGAUCCCGUGGAUACGGUCUUCUGCAGCACAACAUGAAUACAUGGAAGCAAGAAAACCUGAGAGAGACAUUAUGAAGUAUCCUGAUUAUGCCUUGCCUCAGGAAUCAGACACUGACGCAGCAGAUCCAAAAGCUGAUGAGUUGCCGACGUGUCUACUGUGCGUUUGCCUGACUGGAUCUGUUUACUGUGAGGAUGUGUCUCCUGAAAUGUCAUCUGUCCCAGCACUGCCCAAGGAAACAACAUAUCUCUACGCACGCUUCAACAAAAUCACAAAACUUCACAAUCGAGACUUUGCAGACAUGGCCACAAUAAGAGUAAUUGAUCUAACUGGGAAUCUCAUCGCUGACAUAGAAGAUGGAGCUUUUUCCAAACUUCUCAAUCUUGAGGAGCUCACUCUCACAGACAAUAAACUCACCAAACUUCCAAUACUUCCCAACAAGCUAGUGUCAUUUAAUGCCAACUUCAACAAGCUUAGAACCCAGGGUGUAAAGGCAACAGCUUUUAAAAAACUCACCAGAUUGGCAUAUCUUUACCUUGGAAACAAUGAACUGACAGCAGUGCCCCAACUUCCAGAGUCUCUUCAUGUUGCGCACCUGCACAACAACAAGAUCUCAACAAUAACAGAUGAAACAUUCUGCAAAGGCAACACCAGUCACUACAUCCGCCACAACUUGGACCAGGUGAGACUGGACGGGAACCCGCUGAAGCUGUCGCAGCACCCCAACAGCUUCAUCUGUCUGCAGUAUCUCCCUCUCGGAUGGAACUGAAAUGACCAAAGCAUGUUUUUUUUAAACCUUAGAGGGGGCGAGGGAGGUUGAUCUAUGUAAACUGAUGCAGACGGACGCUUAGUAAGAAUACCACGAACAAAAUACUGUUCUUAAGUUACUUUUUAUAUACUCAAAUUUACAAUACAGUUCAAGAUGAUGCAACUUUUUUUGUAGAAUACGACAGAAAUGAUGAAAUUAUUGAACAGACGGAAAGACAGAGCUCGUGUUUUUGUUUCUUAUCGGUGUUUUCUGCCAGUGUAAGACAAAUCCGUGCAAAACCAUCCAAGAUGUCAAUAAACACAAUAUGUUUGUAGCUUUUCAUUGUUACAAUUAGGCUGAGACUUUGCCGUCUUGGCAGGUGCUCAGCAACAUUUUUACAGAUUCAUUGUCAAACCAAUACUGAGAUCUGGUUGUGGUUGUUAUGAAUAAAUAUGACGUUUGUUGUGAUUUUGUUUUGUUUUUUCAGCUUUUGUGUGUUGCUGUUUCUUAAACCAAAGAUAUAAACAAUAAAAGCUGCAUGUUGGAAGAGAU